AUACCCAGCUCAUGGUUGGCUUCGCUCUGGUUCUAUUGAGGAACACAGUUCACUCAGUGAUUUUCGUAGCAACGUUCUAAAUAUUGAAGUAUUAUUCCCUCCAAACUUUUGGUGGAACUUUUAACCGAAAUAUACUCAAUCGCAGGCUAAUCAGGAAUAAAGAGAAUACAGUCCUUAAAUGUUUUUAUGUGACAUGACUACUUGCAAGGAGGACUCCUGGAAUUUAAAGGCAGAGAAACAGAGGUGCAGAGGACCUGUUGCGCUUUCCUGGCUCCUCCCUCUUCCCCACCAGCUCUUCCUAUCUGCAUGCUCUGUGUGCUGCAGAUUCUGCUCCCUUUGUGUUGCCUCCUGAGUCCCAAGCAGCACAUUCCCAGCGGUGCUGGCAGUCUCUGGGACAGGAGGCUGCUCCUUUUCCUCACGGCACUCCCAGGCAGUGCACUCCCUCCUGGAAGGGUUGCAUUGGGAAGGGGAUGCUCCAUGAGCUCUCUUGACAUGUGCCAUCCUUCACCUUGGCACCGACCUUCCUGAUGCAUCCACGUGUUUUUUGUCUUCAUCACUUAUAUUUCUUUGCAGGGAUGAAGGCAGAAAGCUUCCUGGGGUUGCUGGUGAUCCUCAGCCUGUUCCAGGCAUCUUCUUCUUACGAUGUGCGGCUGCAGCUGUCGGACACGUCCCUGCUGAGCAGCGUGGCCGAGGCCCGGCAGCUGGUGGAUGCCGCCUACAAGCGCACACGGGACAGCAUAAAGAAGAACCUGCAGAACAACGCCUUGACCCCAGCAGAGCUCCUGAGAUAUUUCAAGCAGCCAGUGGAGGGAACACGAGUGGCUGCCCGGGCUGCAGAUUAUCUGCAGACCACCCUAAGCCUGCUCAAAGAGAGGCUGCGGUGGGCUGUGAGGGGAGACUUCAACGUCACAGACUUCCUGACUCCAGCUCAGGUGGGGGUGAUUUUCAAGGCUACUGGAUGUGACCAGCAGGAUAAGAAAAUAAAGUGUACAUCUUCUGGCUACAGAACCAUCACUGGCGAGUGCAACAACAGGAGGAACCCAUCCCUAGGAGCCUCCAACAGAGCCCUGGCCAGGUGGCUGCCAGCAGAAUAUGAGGAUGGCGUGUCCGUGCCCCGUGGGUGGACAGAAGGAAAACGUUUCUCUGGAUUCCCCCUUCCACUGGUCCGACAAGUGUCCAACGAGAUUGUUCGCUUCCCCCCGGAGCAGCUGCAGAUGGAUCAGCAGAGAUCCCUCAUGUUCAUGCAGUGGGGCCAGUUUAUUGACCAUGACCUGGAUUUCAGCCCAGAAACCCCAGCCAGAGUCCCGUUCAGGGGUGAGGCAGACUGUGACACCAGCUGUGCCAAGGAGCCUCCCUGCUUUCCCAUCCAGAUCCCACCUAACGACCCCCGAAUCACCAACAGGAGGGAUUGCCUCCCUUUCUUCCGCUCAGCUGCCAGCUGCACGCGGGGCAGGGCGGUUCGGGAGCAGAUCAACGCGCUGACCUCGUUCCUGGAUGGCAGCGUCGUGUACGGCAGCGAGGUGGCCGUGGCCGAGCGGCUGCGGGAUCGCAGCAGCCAGAGGGGCCUCCUGGCUGUGAACCACAACUUCACGGACAGGGGCAGGGCGUACAUGCCCUUCGGUCCCAUGAGGAAGGAGCCCUGCCUCAAGGCCAGUGGGGCAGCUCAAAUCCCUUGUUUUCUUGCAGGUGACACCCGUGCGAGUGAGAUGCUGGAGCUGGCCUGCAUGCACACUCUCUUUGUGCGGGAGCACAACCGCCUGGCUGGAAAGCUGAGGAGCCUCAAUCCCCACUGGAAUGAUGAGAGGCUCUACCAGGAGGCACGAAAGAUCCUGGGAGCCAUGAUCCAGAUCAUAACCUACAGGGACUACCUGCCUCUCCUGCUGGGAUGCAGGUUCCACAGGCUCAUUCCUCACUAUCGGGGCUACAACGAGUCUGUGGAUUCUCGGAUAUCCAAUGUUUUCACCUUGGCUUUUCGCUUUGCUCACGCCUCAGUCCCUCCAACUGUUGGCCGCUUAGAUGAAUAUUACAGACCCAUAACUCCUGAAAUUCAACUCAGAACCUCCUUCUUUGCUGUCUGGAGGAUCAUUCAAGAAGGUGGGAUUGAUCCCUAUCUCCGGAGCCUCAUGGCCAGCCAGGCCAAGCUGAUGACGCAGCAGCAGAUGUUGGUGGGCGAGCUCCGGGACAGGCUCUUUGAGCAGCUUGAAAGGAUUGGGUUUGAUUUAGCUGCACUCAACAUGCAGCGCAGUCGAGAUCACGGCCUUCCAGGUUACAACUCCUGGAGAAAAUUCUGUGGGCUCUCACAGCCAUCUGGAGUGAAGUCACUUGGUCAAGUGUUGAGGAAUCAGAACCUGGCAAGGAAGUUCCUGCAGCUCUAUGGGACACCGAAGAACAUUGACAUCUGGAUUGGGGCCCUUGCAGAGCCCUUUGUGAAAGGAGGCCGAGUUGGGCCUCUCAUGGCUUGUCUCAUUGGCACCCAGUUCAGGAACAUCCGUGAUGGGGAUAGGUUUUGGUGGCAGAACCCUGGAGUUUUCACUCCUCGCCAGCGCCUUUCACUGGCCAAAAUCUCCUUGUCACGAAUAAUAUGUGACAAUACCCACAUCACUAAAGUAUCAAGGAAUAUCUUUUGGGCUAACACAUACCCCCGUGGCUUUGUGAGCUGCAGUCAGAUCCCAAAGCUGGACCUGAGACCCUGGAAGUCAAAGAGCACUGAGGACUUGAUUUGCAUGAAGCCUUUACAGUGGGAUGGAGCCCAGGAGUAAAAGAACUUGAUGAAGAGAUAUCCCAGAUCCAUAAAAUCACUCAGUAUCACAAAGCCAAGUGAAAUGAGUUUUCCAGAGGCUGAUCCCAAAUCACACCAACUGCUGGCUUAGGCCAUGGAACCACAUAAUUCUUCACCAAGAUUUAGUGUCAAGCAUGUGUUUUGGACCUUCCUUUUAAAUUUUUCAACCCCCACAGAAUUAUCCAGGGCAUUGGAAUAGGUAGUUGGUUUUUGCUCUCCAAUUUUUUUGUUUGAAAGAAAUAAAUCCUUCGAUUUCCAGAGAAAAUAUACUAAUGACAGGAUUCCUCCAAGAGAAUAAGAAAUAGUUGUCCUGCACCCCAAACAUACUGUCCUAAAAUGCCCUGUGUCAGAUUUUGCUCCAAUAUGGAAGGAAGGAAGGAAUGUGCCACAUGGAUGAGAGUUUUCUCACUGUUAUUUCCCAUAGUCCAGAACGCCCAAAACAUCCUCUGUUCUGUUCUGUAACAGAAACCUGUGACGAGUUAUUCCUGAAGCCUGGCAUGAGCCAGUGACUCAGCACUGGCCUGUAGGGCUGGUGGCAUGUGGCCUGGCAAGGAUCAGAACAAUUUCAACAUAUAAGAUAGUAAAAGCUAUUCUGGUUUCAAUCCAGCUUUUUCCAUUUUAUUGAAAGUUAUCAAACCCACUUUCUCCUCCCUCUGUAGCCUGCUAUAUUUCUGUUAUUGCUUAAUAAAUUGCAAUUUUGGGCUGAGGCCAAGAUGUUCUUUUCAUUUCAUAAGAGGUGCAGCAACCACACAUGAGUGCAGGAGGGUGGUAGGCUUUCUGUGGGAAUAUUGGGAAAAGGCAGUUCCAGAAGCUUUGUGUUGUUAAUGAAAGAAGGUAUUUCUUGUUGAAGCUUCUGACCCCAACUCCUGUGUGAUACAGAAAGUCAGCACUGACUGGGAGGUAUUGAUUGGGGUGUCCCAGCCUCUCCAGCUCUGGUUUGCUACUCCUGGUUGUGUAUGGUGACCUAGUCCCGUGUCUGUUCAGCCCCCUGGGGAAAGAGUAUUACCUGUUGACUUCAGCAGUUCCCCUCUGAGAGAGGAUCUGACUGGCUCAAAAUCACCCACAAACCCUCUAUGUGCACUGAGCACAGACAGCUGAUUUUCUCUUUUUA
Molecule: messenger RNA, 3890 nt
Organism: Cyanistes caeruleus (blue tit)
Lineage: Eukaryota; Metazoa; Chordata; Aves; Passeriformes; Paridae
Product: eosinophil peroxidase-like
Biological process (GO): defense response to bacterium; response to oxidative stress
Molecular function (GO): heme binding; peroxidase activity
Source: RefSeq, a predicted model, not a curated record